GUCGGUGGCUGUUGGCUGUCGUCGUCGGUGGCUGUUGGCUGUCGUCGGUGGCUAUUGGCUGUUGUGCCGUCGGUGGCUGUUGGCUGUCGUGCCGUCGGUGGCUGUCGGUGGCUCCUGAACUGUUGCUGUUGGUGGAAUUGUGGGCUGUCGGUGGAUUGGAUGUCGAGUGGAUGUCGAGUGCGUCGAGUCCUUCACUCCAAAGCCGCGGCAAAAUUCAAAUUCAAAUCGGUCGUCGUGAGAGGAUCAGUCGUCGUGAGAGGAUCUCAUAAUCUCCUUGCCAAGCAAUCUCCUCGACCAAUCAACCAAACCAAAUCAACUCAUCAUGGUCAGCAACAAGUCCUAUCGUCUUCCAUCCGCCGACAAGGUUGGUUACAGUGAAAUGAAGAGGCUCACCCGUCGCAUCAAUGAAGCUCUUUUUGAUGACAAUGAUGGAGCUCUUUCCAACCACAUCUUCAUCCAUCACGACCCAUUCUCCCAGAGUGAGUUGGAUGAGGUCAUGACCUUCAUCAGCGGCCAUGCUAUUGUCACCUCUGUCAAGUACACCAUGGACACCAUUGAGGCCACCACUGAAGACGGUCGCAAGGUCAACAUCACUCUCUUUUUUGGUGGCAUCAGUUUCAACCGCAAGAUCAUGGAAGCCAAGAAGGAAGCCAAGAAGAGAGCUCCUCGAGAGUCUAUUGAAUCAACUGACUCCACGGACUCUGCUUUCGGAGACGGAGCCUUUGAGGAUGUCACUGGUCAAGGGUUGACACAAGUCGUUGAUAUGUUCGCUCCUGUCGCUGUUCCUGCCACUGCCGCCAAAGGAUUGGAUGCUCUUUUGGAAGACCUCGACCUCGACGAUGAGUAAACGAACGACGACGCCAUCCAAUAGCACCCACUGAAGAGUACAGUCGUAGACCGCCACAGAGUGUGGCCUCCUAUUGCGGACGUCGUUACAUGAGGAAGAGGAAAGAGGAGGACGUCAUGGUGUUGUGCUCUUCGAUAGCAGAUCUGCUGUUACGGAGGAAUGAAAAAGAAAGAAUAAUAAUAAUAAUAUAGGUG
Molecule: messenger RNA, 1041 nt
Organism: Seminavis robusta
Lineage: Eukaryota; Bacillariophyta; Bacillariophyceae; Naviculales; Naviculaceae
Source: the annotation of a GenBank genome assembly